UAGGUAGCGUAGAGCAUCCUCGCUGCGCACGUGAUGUAACAACUUGAACUGAACGCAGCGUGGAUUUAUUACGUUCGUGGGUCGUCACGUAAAAAUACCGCGACAGGUAUUUGCGUGAACCGUAUACCGAUUAAUAAAUACCAGAGUGAAGAAUCGUCCCAUCAAAAAUGUUGUCGCGAAUGUCUCUAAGGCUGCACAAUCGAACGCUGGCAAAGACGUAUAGUGUGUCAAAGGUUCUCGUUUCUCACAGAUCACUUCACGUGACACGUAAAUUUGAAAAUACAGGAUUGAAAAAUUUCCCCUCUUUGGGGCUAUCGCGACACAAACCUAUCCUUGGAACAGCUUUCGUUCGAUGUGCCAGCACAGUUGAGGAUAAAAUACCUGACAACCUCCUGCCGAACAUACCGGAACCUCCGUCACUACCUGCACCAGAAGUGGUAGAUAUUGUUCAGGGUUUAAGUGAACCACCUAUUACCGCUCUAGGCCUAGGAAGCAACUGGCCACCGGGGCUCAUUCAGUCUGCUUUAGAAUACUUACAUAUUGGUUUGGGAUUACCAUGGUGGGGGACAAUAAUGAUCGGCACCAUAUGCGUGAGGCUUUUAGUGUUCCCACUUGUCAUUAAGGCGCAAAGGAAUUCAGCAAAAAUGAAUAACUACAUGCCUCAAGUACAAUAUCUUCAGGCUAAGAUGACAGAGGCAAGAGAAUAUGGAAAUGAUUUUGACGCUGCAAGAUACGGACAGGAUCUUUACACAUUUAUGAAAUCUAAAGGGAUUUCUCCAUUAAAAAGUGCUUUGGUGCCUUUGGUACAGGCACCAUUUUUUGUGUCGUUUUUCAUGGCACUCAGAGGUAUGGCAAACGCUCCAGUGGAAAGUUUGCGCACAGGAGGUCUUUGGUGGUUUACAGAUUUAACUAUUCCUGACCAAUACUAUUUGUUACCGCUGAUAACUAGCGCUACAAUGUAUGUAACGAUAAAGAUUGGAGCUGACGGGUUAAAACUGGAUACUUUGGGACCUGGAUUUAUGGCACAUGCGAUCAAAGCAAUUCCUAUCAUUAUGUUUCCAUUCAUCAUGCAUUUUGACGGAGCUAUAUUAGUUUACUGGACAUCGACAAAUUUUAUAUCUUUAGGUCAAGCUAUGCUUUUGAAGGUUCCAUCAGUUCGAACCUUUUUCAAAAUCGAAGCAACUAUUAAGCAUGCACCGACGCAACUUGCUCCCAACAAAGGAUUUGUCAAAGGAUUCAAAGAAUCUUGGUCCAACAUGAAACUGGCUGGGGCAUUACAAGACAGAGGCGAAGCAGAUCACAUGGAAUUUGAACGGGCUGGACGGGGGCCUGUACCAAAAACGUAUAAAUAUAAUCCCACUGCACAAACACCACCACCGACACGGAUUAUGGCCCGGAAACGGGAUUGAGUUAUUGUAAAUAUAUUGUGAUAAUAAAAGGAAAACUUUAGCCAUAA
Neodiprion virginianus is the source of this 1456-nucleotide messenger RNA. RefSeq names its product mitochondrial inner membrane protein OXA1L (gene OXA1L). The transcript has 8 exons. Gene Ontology annotation, cellular component: mitochondrial inner membrane. Lineage: Eukaryota; Metazoa; Arthropoda; Insecta; Hymenoptera; Diprionidae. Gene Ontology annotation, molecular function: membrane insertase activity. The coding region runs from base 168 to 1409 and encodes 413 amino acids. Gene Ontology annotation, biological process: mitochondrial respiratory chain complex IV assembly; protein insertion into mitochondrial inner membrane from matrix. The record is from RefSeq and is a predicted model, not a curated record.